This is a messenger RNA of Musca domestica (house fly), 6383 nucleotides long. RefSeq lists its product as uncharacterized. Bases 2037 to 5948 code for a protein of 1303 amino acids. The record is from RefSeq and is a predicted model, not a curated record. The transcript has 11 exons. Lineage: Eukaryota; Metazoa; Arthropoda; Insecta; Diptera; Muscidae.
UAUCCAGUAAAGUGAAAAUGAAAAUCAGAAAUGAUAACAUAAAGAAAUGUCAAAUGAAACAAUUUAUAAUGAAAAUAUUUUUCAUUUCAAAUUUUCCUGCAGUGCCAAAUGAGGCACACAUCAUCGUUCACACACGUACACACAUUCAUUAUGUGUUAUUGUUUUUAUGUGGAUUUGGCGUAUUUAGAAGAUUUCCCGCAAAAUUUAGAUGCAAUGACAAACGGAAGACCAGACCAGAAACCGAAUAACAGCACACAUCCUCUCAAAGGGGUGUUGAGAGUAGCAGUGGCAUGUCCGCCCGCCAGCCAGGCCGCUGGAAUAAAAAACAUUUAUCGAAAUGCCAGCACUCUGUAGCCAUGGCAUGUUGUUGUACUAUGGCAAUGUGUGGAGGCAACAACAAGAUGACGGUGAGCAUUUAAAAAUAUCCAGAAACAGAUAUUUGCAAAAAUUGCGCAAGUGCAUUACACGGGGAGAAGGAAACGAGACAAAAACAAAACAAAGAGUCGAUGAAUUUCAAUGGAGUAUUUCAAGCAAAUCCGAACAAUGCUCGAGUGUGGUUGUUUGUGUGUGUGUGUGUGGUGUGAGCGUGUGAUGAUGAUUUUGCUCCAGGGAGGACAAUUUAUCUGGAAUACAAUUCACACAGAAUUCAGUUGCUCACGGUAUGCGUUUUGAAUAAGAUUAACAUAACGGUAAAAAUAUUGUUCGAGAAAGGUUACUUUUUUGGGAAAGAAAGAAAAAAAAAAAAAGAAACAACAUAGCAGACAUACCUAUAACUUGAAAUACCAACACCUAGUGUAUUGAUUGAGUCUGUGGCGAAGUUGGAGUAAAUUGGAAAAUUAAGAAAGAAAGAUUUACUUAAAAAUGAAUUUUAUGCAAGUGAUUUAAAGAAACAAAAGAAAAAUACAAUAACACCAAUAAAUCAAAGCCAACAUUUAAACAAAUUCCUAUAUUUGUAUGCAAGUACGUACAUAUGUGUGUAUAACAAACGAGUGUGCAAUAAACAAUUUAUUUCAACUAAAUGCUGUAAUAAAAUACCCAAAACGUGCCGAAAACAUUGUGGGCCAUUUACCAAAGAGGCCAUAAUUAAAUAUUUAUACAAUGUUUGAAAAGAUUUGCAAGGAAUUCGUAUAAAAGCUCCAGAAGCCAACGCAGUGAAAAGUAAGACAUUUUCUUACAUUUGGUUUAUAUAAAUCACGAUACAUCAUCACCUACACAACCACCAUCGCCAUCGCCACCACUAUCAUCAUUUAGCCACCCUUAAAAUUGCCAGACUCCAGACUUCCGGCACACACGCACACAAUCUCAGGCAUUUGAAUGACAUUGCCGUUAUCUAUCUCUCAUGCUGUGAAUGUUGAGUAAAUGUAAACAAAACACCAUCACAAAAGGGGAAGCAUACUUUAAGGCGGCACACAACAUAAACACUGGCAUCAUUACCGCAUUAGAACACUCGCACACACACACACGCAGAGGCAAACAAUUGAAGGAACGGUAAAAAAUAACGAGGAAACAACGAGACACUGUGCUCUUUUUUAUUCCCUCUCCCCACCUCCCUUACUCAGCUGCUCAUCAUCAGCAUCAAAAAAAUACGAUUUCAACCUACAUCACCACCCGUUGUUGUCCACGUUAUCCCAUUGACACCAACGGCAAGGCAGUCUCUUAUGCACCACACAACGGGGGAGUGGAAUAUAAAUGAGUGUACGAUAGUGAUUGUGUAAUAGUGUGCGUGCGAGUGUGUGUGUGUGGAAAAUCGCAAAACAGAUUCAAGUUAUUGCUGGAAAACUGUUAUGAGGACAAUAAAAAAGGAUAUGAAGAAGGCUAAGGAAAUUGUGAAAAAGUUCAUCAAAGGAAUUACCAAGGAUAUCCGUCCAAUAUUGACAAUGGGUAAUCAUCAAUAUUUAAAAUAUCAUAAACUCAAAUGAAAACUCUCCAAGUCGGAGGAGUUGUCGUUGUCACGUACGUCACGUUAAGAAGUUAACACCUCGUUUCACCGAAAAAAUCACUGCCACGACAGACGCUCUCAGACACACACACACAACAUGUUUGGCUCCAAGUUGCGAUCUUGGAUGGAGAAUCACAUUGUGAGGUCUCGUAAAAAGGGUAAUAAGAAUAAAAAUGCCUUGGCAGAGCAACAAACAGUGGCGACAGGAGCAACAACAACAACAACAUCAAACGACCAUAAACAUAAGCAUGCUGCAACAGGAUUUACGAUUUACCAUCAUCAUCAUCAGCAGCAGCAGGGCAAUGGCAGCUGUUCAUCGCCCUACAAAAGUAAUUCCAAUUCGCAAGCAUCCUCCAGUGCCAAUCACACAGGAUGUAGCAGUGUCAUAUCGAGUCCGGUGCGACGCAGAGAGGUGUCGCCCAUACAGAAUCAUACCCAAAGCCGUUACGGCUGGCAGUCGCCAGAUGGUGAACAUGUAAUGUCUCCCAAAUCGGAUAAUUUCCUCUAUGCCCCGCAACACCAUAGCCAACAGUAUUUGCGUAAUCAUCACACGGCGCCCAACACCCGAGAAAACUCCUGUGAGGAGAAACCGUACCAACCACCACCAUCACUAGUGCCAAACAGUCAUCAACAUCAGCUACAGCCCCAGUCUCAGCAACAACAACACCAAUUGAAUUGUUCCACCUCAUCGUUUUCUUCGUUGUCAUGGUCGACUGGCUCCAAGGAGCCAUCUAUGCACUCCAACAACAACAACAACAACAAUGGUCAAUUGAAUUCGGCCAAUUUGAGUGUCCUGGCAGAUGUGACCAAUGCCAAUGUGGAACGCCACCCCUCCUCCUAUACCCCACCGGAUGAGACCAAAAAAUACGAUGACGAUGAUCCCAAUGCCGUGCACUAUGAGGAAAUCGGCACACUGAUAAGACAUCCGGAAAAACUGCUGCAGGACAUCUUGAAUGACAUUGAACGACCCAAGUCGGAACAAUUUGUCAAUGGCGGCCAAAGAAUACCAGCCUUUUCGGAUGAGAAACAAACCCAAGAUGAUGCCUCCACCAGAUAUGGCCGGCUGUUGCCAUCGAAAAUACCGAAUCCCACGGUUAUUGGAUUUCGCACUGGCAGUGAGGAGUGUAUUCCAAGGAAUGGUUCCAACACUGCUGUGCAAAUGGGGCAGGGUCGUAAUGGGGGAAGUAGGAGUAAAUUCCGUGGUGGCAAUGCACCCAUGGUGAGUUUAUCUUCGCCCGAGAGUGCCUACUCUACGGGAUAUUCUACGGAUGGAACCUCGCCAGGAGCUGGCUAUACUCCACCCGAGUAUUAUGUGAAUAUGCGAACAGGUACGCAUUACUUUCCCAAGAGUGUCAACUCUUUGGCCAUUGAGGCCCAACGUUACAAAUUUGGUUUGAAUAAAAUCGAGGAAAUGUCUCCCAUAGAUCCAUUGCCCAAAACUUCUUUUGCUCAUCGCAAUCUGGAGGAGACGGAGAGUGGUCUCGUUAAACACCCCCACGGCCUGGAUCCAUAUGAGAAAAUCUUAAGCCAGCAACAUCCUCUACCAUAUGGUGGUGCCUCGGGCCAGCACAGCCCACUGCCAAUACGGAAUACCAUUGUAAUACCCACCCUCAAGGGAUUUGAAUCACCUUCGCCACGCCAACGAAGUCGCAUACGCACCAAUCCCUGGUACUCCACCACCGAGACAUCCUCCUCCAGUUCCACAAUGCAACCGCAACAACAACAAGUGUCACAGCUCAAUGAUGGCAAUCUUAUGAACAUCUCACAGAUCUCCUCCUCGAUGACGAUGUCGUCUUCCACUUCGUCACACUCAACGUCUGCCUUGUCAACGAUUCACUUGCAGGAGCAGGACUUCCAGCAUCGCACAUCGUUGCCUAGUGGCAUUGUCAGCUCGUCAAGUCGUCAUUUCAAUUCAGGCAGUGCCAGCGGCAGUAGCAGGGGCAACACUCUGAGCAUGAAAACAAUUCACAACAACAACAGCAGCAGCAGCAACAGCAACACGAAUAAAAGCAACAGCAGCAGUGGCAACAACAACAACAACAACAACCUGACGUGUGUUUCGUCGGGGUCUUCAUCCUCUUUGACUGAAGUGGAAAAUGCACAUCGCCCAUACACUCCGAAUACGGUGAGACGCAAACGUUCGCUGCAACUGCAUCAAAACCAACACCACCACCAACACAACCAAACCCAAUCGCAUCCUCUGGAACCUGUUGCCGCUGUGUCACUUGCCAGUCCCCAUAAAAAACCGGCUGAAGCUCCUUUGGCCAUUGUCAGUGACGAUGAUAAUACACUCAACGAAAUGAUGGGAAAGUUUGAUGAGAGCUAUAUUUACGAGAAGGAGACUGAUAUACUGAGCAGCGAUUCAGAUCCUACAGAUUGUCCCACCGACUUGGAUACGGGCCAAGAUGCGGGCGAUGAAUGCGAUACAGAUGAUCUAUUGGAUAUCGAUUUUAUUGACACGGCAUCGGUGCAGGAGAUUUUCGAUCGACGGGAUCAAAUUAAUAUGGGGGCCUGCUACUAUGGCAGCCCCGUUAUGGCACAACGCCAUCAGAGGGCACCAUCGACUCGAUCGCGGCGCAGCAAUCGAAGCAUUAAAGUAUCCGGUGAACAAAAUCUAAUGAAUGCGGCAGCUGGCAGUGCCCAGCGUAGACGUAAACGUUUUCACAAGACACGCAAGAAGAGCUCCGAGGGUAAGGACAAUUGUCGAUCGCCCAUGCGCAAGCCAAGGGAGACGAGAAGUGUUGGCGGCACCCCGGUUUGUUUGCGUAAAAACGCCAGGAGCAAUGAUGCACACAGAUACAGUCAAACGACUCCCCACCAAUUGUCCCACCGUUCCAGUUCCUUGGUGUUUACGGAUGUACGAGAAAGUCGUUUCAUGACCAUAGCCGAGAGUGAAAAGGCCCUACUGAGGGCAGACUUUGAGGCAGAUGUGAAAUACAAGCAACUGAUAAUGGAGGCCGAGUCGAUUUUGCAGUCCAUGCGGAACAGUGUUCAGAGCAUACCCCGUGAAACACCCCAACCAAGUCCACGUCGCAUCAAUCCCCUGGCCAAUAAGCGCGUGGAAAUGAUCAAAAAUUGUGAAAUUGAUCUGCAAAAACAACAACAGCAGGCUCAACAGGCGAAAAAUAAAACUUGCGAUUUAACCGAACAGGAGCUAACAGCCGCUGUCAACAAACGCAUUGAAAUGCUUAAACUGGAAACGCAAUCACCACCGGGCAGUCCAAAAUUGGGUGCCUGUAGUCCACGCAAAACUCAUCUGACAAAUUUCAUCAAUCAAAAUAUUGCUCCCGAGACGGGAAUGCGGAAGCAGCUAAAUUCUCCGUUGGUACAGCGAAGAAAUUUAAGUCCAAGUGCAUCACCGCUGCAACAGCGACGUUUGACCGCCCCCGCAGGAAUUGUAGCCAAGGCACAACCAAUCACGGCUCAUUCCCAUCAAUUGUCAUCUCAGUGGAGUGAUUCGGAUCAGGAUUAUAGUGCCAUGAAAAUCAACGAUCAUUUGAAUCAGAAUUAUUUGCAAGCCACUGUCUACCAGGAGGCGGCAAAUGAAUAUAACGAUGCUCGAAAUCACAACAACAUUAUACAGCAAGCCACAAAUAUGGGUCCAAAGAUAACGCUGAACUAUUGUCCCCAAAGUGAACCGCUUAAGAGGAAGGUCUACAAGAGCCACUCAACGUUUGAUAACAAUAAACUGAGGCACAAUGCGGCGCAGAGGGAAGAGCAAUUAAAACACCAGCGCCUAAAAGCAUACAACACAGGCAGUGGUGAUUUUGCACUGCAGCAACAUGGGAACACGAAAUUAAGCAGCCAUGAUUUACAACAUUUCUCCUCACACUCAGGCAAUGGAUUAAAGACUGAUUUUCAUUCCACGACAAAUGUGGCUCACACCAGUGCCAACAACCCGACCGCGGGAAGCACAGACAAAGCGGCCUUAAUUCAACGCACCCUUGCCGAUUUGAAACGAAAUUUGGAACAUCAAAGUCUGGAAUUGAAUGGUUUAAAUGAAGUGUAAAAAGUGUCUGCAUGUGUCUUCUCAUCUUAUCGAUAUUAUUUUCCCUUUCUCUCUCUCUCUCUCUCUCUCUCUAACAGUUAUUAAAUCUCUUACUCAAUAACCACAAAACAUAAUGAAUUUAAAACAAAAACAACACUAACACAAACCACCAUUAAGAAAAUGGUUGUUGAAACUGUAGUAUGGAAAAAUACCCUAAUGGCAUUUACACCCGAGUAAUUGACGUAGCUGUAGAUAUUCGACGUCAUAAUUUAUUAGAAUUUAUUCUUACGCCAACAGGUUUAGUAGUCUAAUAAUUGCAGUUUUCUUUAUAUUGUAGUGACUAUAUAGGCUGGUCAUAAUAGUUUCCGAGUAUUAAUUGAAGUAUUUGUAGUCACCACCAUUUUUUUUUUUGAAUUUAGUUUUUUGUUAAUUAACUUUGUAGUAUUUUGUAAUGAU